AUGUCUAGGGCCUGCGACCGCUGCUCGAAGCUAAAAACCCAGUGCAACUAUGAAGACCCCUGUGCGCGGUGCACUCGGCUGAACUUGCAAUGCAAAAGAGAACGGCCGCUGCGAAGCAGGGGCCGGCCGAGAAAGCAAUCCUCUCGUGUCCUUUAUCCGUCCCCCCUUGCUACGACCCCCAGUGAAAGGGCCGCUUCUCCUAGCCUCCCAUCGCUGGCGACCGAUCACGACCCAUCUUGCAUAGAUUCCCCACAACCCCAGACCAGCUCGCCGGCAACGGCCACGGUGGUACCCUCAGCCAGGCGGCCAAGGCCGGCAGACUCGUCAAGUGGGUUCGUCAACUGUCUGACCCUGGUCGAAAACCUCCCUAAUUUGCCCAUCGAUGCUCUGUCCGCGGCUGAUCUCCUGCAUCAGCUGCUUUCACAAUCGGGCGAGCUGGGACUAUACGGCAUCUUACCCCAGAAUUGCCACAUUACCCACUCGUUCAGAGAGUCGCUUGGCAUCGAGCUUUUGUACGCGCUGCUUGCCAUAUCGCUUGAGCUCCUGCCGUAUAACGAUGGGGUGGACUACGAAAAUGAGCGCGCGUUAGCCAAGGAUACUCUUCGCAUGAGUGCCUUGGCAUUGACACCGAACCUGUCGUGGAAAAGCCGUCAGGUCAAGCUCUGUAAUUCUCUCUGUCUGUUAUUUCUCAGUUACACAUAUUGUCUAAGUAGUGAGUUUGUAGAGAUUGCAAUACGCUGGAACCAUCUUGCGUGGGUCAUUUUCAAUGACCAGGUCCGGGGCAGGGACUGCACAUCAGCCGAACAUGAGGUGGAGAGGCGCACCGCAAUGGGCUUAUCUUUUCAAGACAGUAUCCUUGCCUUACUACAUCAUGAACGCCCCCCAGCUUCCAAAACUGGUUCCCGUUGCUGUUCCAUGCCGUUCAUACCAGAUGAUCUUUGGCAUGGAGGGAUAUCACGGGAGCAGUUUGCCAUGCACCAGGAGUCGACAACUACAACAAACCCUCAACAUUCCUACUUUCAGUUGUAUUGUCCACUAGUCCAACUAUUAAACUACGUCCUGGAUAAUUAUGCCGAGCGCAACAGAAACUGGGAACUGGCUAUUGAAUUGGCCAAGGAUUUCUUUUUCGAUUUUCCACCACAGUUGCUGAACUUCAAUGCUUUGAGUCUCCUCUACCAGGCCGAGUCAAUGAUAUGGCUGCAUGGAAUAUUCCUAAUACUCUAUGGCGACAUGGAUCUACUUAACCUUCUUCUUGAUCCACAAUUCCUGCAACACACCGAAUUUGCUGAUUUAUUGGAUCAUUCACUUCUUAUCGCUGAGGUCCUACCUCAUUUAAUACGGCUCGACCCCUAUCUGACAUGUCUGUCGCCCGCUUCUGUCUAUUUCGUUGUUCUUUCCUCUGUUAUCCAGUGUCUGGCUCUUCGUCAAUACAUUUCUUUGGCCGAUGGUCUGGAGAAUCCCGCUAUUGUUGUACCCGAAAAAUUGGACAAUUCUUCCCGUAUCCACUUAAAAGUCCUUUCUCUACUCCAUGAGAAUGUGGGACGAUGGGAACACCCUGUCGUGUCGGAGAUAUAUCGUUUGCUUCUCUAUUGCACUUCUCAAGCACUUGAUCGAUCUUCUACCAACCACAGCAAAAUAUCUGCUCUUGUUUUGAUGCAAUACAGAUGGUGCGGGCAUGGUACUGGCAUCCUCGCCUUGAGCAAUACUGCUGCACUUUCAGAGUGGACAUUCCCAGUCCCGCCUGACGAGGAAAUUUGGUCAUGGAAUGGUGAACUGGAAGUGACUCUGUAUGCUGUAGUUACAAGGCUUUGUGAUCCCACCAUGCGAAUGUGCCAACCUGGAUAUUUUGAUCUGUCCCUAUGUGACCAGAAGCUACCGACCAGAAACAACGACAACUCAGAUAUAAGACGGCUGGUCCUUAACGGCCAGAAAAACCAGGCCAUCCGCUUCCUUAUACGGCGAUGCCAUCGCUCGUUCGUCGCCAUCGGACAAUCCGGCUGCCCAUUGCUGGACGAGAUUCUACCUCUUGCAAGCACAUUUUCAAGCAUUCUGACCGCGCUUCUAGCCCUCGCAGCCCGAUUGCAAACAGUUGUAGACUCUGCAAAUAUAGCAGUGAGAGCUGUUGACGACAAUCUAACCAUCUCAGACACAGAAUCGCCAUCCACAGACGCUUUGAAUUGGCAUCAGGUUACUAUUUCGGGUAUUCGAUCAAAACUGAUUCGUCUUCAAUCUGGAGGUACCCAAGAAGGUGAUUUAAAGGAAGUCUUAGCUGCGUCCCUAUUGCUUUCUAUGUUCGGAUUUCCACUGCAAGUCAAUAAUUGGUCCUUGCACGUUCAAGGAAUGAUCGCACUGAUCGAAUCUACCGAGCCGACUAUCAUUGAUUCUCUUUCCGUUGCUCGGUUCGUGCGUACUUGUGCCGCUUAUAAUGAUAUUUCGGCUUUCUCUCUCGGACGUCUGGAGGAUAGCCACCUGGCGUGGCUAAAGUGGAAUAUCUGCCCGGUCGGGGGAUCUGGCAAGGCUUAUCCCCAUUCUCAAACGCCCAGCUUUACCCCGUUUGAAGUCACAAUCGGGUACCCUGAAUCCCUCAUUACGAUUAUUGCUAUGAUGUCAGCCAUGUUCGAAGAAAAGCGGAUUUGUGCUCGAAUCAGCACAUCACUAUAUGGUCGCCUGAAACAUGCCUUUGACAACACUAUGGCGGAAUCACGGCUACCAGUUUUCAAUGACCCCGCUGUCAACAACACACUAAACGGCCUUUCUUGUGUCACGAUGAUAGAAGUGCUUCUCGAAUCAUGGAUUCCUCCAGGCGCAGUUAAUAAUCUUUCACCUCACCUUGCUACUUCAGUAUUGACCGCCUGGGAAUGUAUUCGGAAAGCUGCUUUGAUUUACUUGUGGCGUGGAGGCUUCGAAGCGAACCCGAUGAUAGCACUCACUUCAACCCGCAGCGAGAUCUCUGAAUCGUACAUUCGACUAUUAACCUACAGCAUUGGCAGCCUAGUUGAUCAUGCUGAAUCGGAAGGUCUCACGAUAGCCAACGCCAUGCUCUGGAGCCUGGUUGUUGUGGGAAAUGAGUGCUGCAUGCAGCCGAUGCUGCGUCAGGAAGUUCUGCGAUUGCUGGACCGAGCGCAAAAACAUUUCUCAAUAGCUCAUUUCGACCAUGUAUCUCGUCUCUUACAGGAGCUGUGGAUUCGGGCUGAUAAUCCUGUCUCGGAGGCUUCUCCCGGAAUGCAGGGCAUGCUGAAUCUACAGGGACUGAGCCGACAAUUUGAUCUCUGUAUACCCCUAUUUUGA
Messenger RNA from Talaromyces marneffei, 3288 nucleotides. RefSeq lists its product as uncharacterized. Lineage: Eukaryota; Fungi; Ascomycota; Eurotiomycetes; Eurotiales; Trichocomaceae. Gene Ontology annotation, biological process: positive regulation of transcription by RNA polymerase II. Gene Ontology annotation, cellular component: nucleus. Gene Ontology annotation, molecular function: transcription cis-regulatory region binding; DNA-binding transcription factor activity, RNA polymerase II-specific; zinc ion binding. The record is from RefSeq and is a predicted model, not a curated record. The transcript is spliced from 8 exons. Bases 1 to 3288 code for a protein of 1095 amino acids.